AUGGCCAAUAUAGAUUCAAAUAAGAAAAGUUAUUCGGACGUAGUAAGAAGUAAUACACCUUUACCCAAAAGCACUAUAAAGCAAACGGUUAAAAGAGAUAAAAACUACACUGAUGACCAGCGAGAGAUAAAUAACGAUAACAUUCGUAUUGUUAUUGCAGAUUUGCGUUCUAGAGUGAAUAAUAAUAAAGUAGUCAAGCUUAGAAUGAAACGAAUUCGGGCACAACAAACAUAUCAACAGCGAGCACGACGCAACGAAAUCAAACAGUACCGCAGAAGUAAUGCUCCUGUAAACCUGGAACGUAUGGUCUUCCACUAA
Messenger RNA from Diatraea saccharalis (sugarcane borer), 318 nucleotides. Lineage: Eukaryota; Metazoa; Arthropoda; Insecta; Lepidoptera; Crambidae. The record is from the annotation of a GenBank genome assembly.